Rhinichthys klamathensis goyatoka is the source of this 2065-nucleotide messenger RNA. RefSeq names its product protein NYNRIN-like. The transcript is spliced from 3 exons. The record is from RefSeq and is a predicted model, not a curated record. Gene Ontology annotation, molecular function: RNA-DNA hybrid ribonuclease activity; nucleic acid binding. Lineage: Eukaryota; Metazoa; Chordata; Actinopteri; Cypriniformes; Leuciscidae. The coding region runs from base 23 to 2065 and encodes 680 amino acids.
UAGAACUUUGGAUCAGUUCUUAAUGGAGCAAAAAGCUGAGAUUGAGAGUUCAGGAAGUGUUUGCCUCCAAUAUGUUGAUGACUUGUUGAUUGCAAGCCCAGAUGAAAACAGCCAUAUAUUUGCUCUGAAUGUUGUCCUACAAGCCCUUAGGAAAGGAGGAUUCAAAGUCAACCCUGACAAAGCACAGCUGGCCAAAACCAAGGUUAUCUACUUGGGCCAAGAAAUAUCUGUCGAGGGAAGGAGAAUGACAACAGAGCGUGUAGAGGCAUUACAGCAACUCCCAAAACCUCUAACAGUUACAGGAAUGCGGAAGGUGAUGGGACUUUUCAACUAUUGUCGUCAGUAUAUUCCUGAUUUUGCCAGCAUCACUAGCCCCCUCAUCGACUUGUACAAGGGAGGAAAGCCUGGAGUGGAACAGAUAAACUGGACACCGGAAGCUGAGGAAGCGUUUACUUCUAUGAAAGAGAAACUGACUUCAGCUCCAGCCUUGGGACUUCCUGAUGGACGAUUGCCAUUUCAUUUGUGGACCAGGGUGGGAGACGAGUCCUACUCAGCAGUACUGUGUCAAAAACCAGGUGAUCGAUACAGGCCAGUUGGAUACUUUUCCACAAAGAUUCCUGUUACAAUGAUUGGUCAACCACGAUGUAUACAAGCCCUCGAUGGUGCCACAUGGGCAGUGGAUGCUGUUGGAAAUCUGAUAGGAGCACAGACUAUCAUACUGCACACUCCACACAGCAUAGUGACGUUGUUGAACAAUACAAACAUCAAGACCAUAACUGACGCGAGGAGAGCAAAAUGGGAAGCAACUUUGUUAAACAAGGAUUUGAGAGUGGAAAUCAUCAGAGACAUUUCUCUUAACCCUGCAACAAUGAUGCUGGAACCACAUGAGGGAACACCACACGAGUGUGAAAAACUAGUUGAAGAGGAAAGUCUUGGUCCUGUUAAUCCAAUCGCUCUUGAAAAUCCAGAUAAAGAGUUAUGGGUCGAUGGAUCCAGUUAUUAUGUUGAUGGAAAACGACAUACUGGGUGGGCUGUAGUGGAAGCUGAUGGAACUGUUGUGAAGAAAGGAGCUCUUUCUGGGCAAUUUUCAGCACAAGUAGCUGAGCUCAUAGCACUUACGGAAGCUUUUGAACUAUCGGAAGGAGAUCGAGUUAACAUCUAUACAGAUAGUCGUUAUGCUUUUGGGGUGGUCCAUGACUACCUAGCUCUGUGGAAAAGACGUGGACUUAUCACCAGCAGUGGGAGCGAAAUACAACAUGCUUCCAUAAUUCGCCGUUUGAUUACAGCAUGUCACUUACCCAGAGAAGCAGCCGUGAUCAAAGUAAAAUCACAUCAAUCUGACAAGUCCAAAGAAAGUCAAGGAAACACGGCAGCAGAUGCAGCAGCUAGAGAAGCAGCUCUACUUCCUCUUACUCCUGUUACCUUGGUAAAGGAAAACAGCAAAGAUAAUCCUGAGCUACAUCUUCUGUCAUAUCAAAUGGAGACAGAUGAAGAGAAAGAGCAAUGGAUAAAAGCAGGAGCGAAAGAAGAUGAUCAAGGUAUCUGGAGAAUUCCAACAGGACAAGUGGUGAUGCCUAUCGGAACAAGAAGAGAACUGAUGCAGCUGUAUCAUGGAAAAGUGCAUGCUGGAGCAAAAGCAAUGAAAGCUCAAAUCAGCGAGACUUGGUGGUGGCCACGAAUGAUGAGAGACAUUGAUGAUUACUGUAGGAGAUGCUUGAUCUGCAUGAAAGCAAAUGUGGGAAAAUCUGUAAAGGUGCGAAUGUCACAUGCACCCAGACCAACAGGUCCAUGGACACAUCUCCAAAUCGAUUUCACAGGACCUUUAUCACCCAGUGGAGGGUAUCAAUACAUAAAAGCUACUAAAGACAAUAAUAAGAAAGUGCGAGAAGCUCAACAGCAAUGGGAUGAAAAACACACCACUACUGACAUUCCACACAUUCCCGAGUUAGGCAGUUUUGUUAUGAUCAAACGAAUUGCUAGGAAAGGUUUAGAGCCUAGAUGGGAAGGACCAUACGAGAUACUCCUAACUACUGACACAAGAAUCAAUUCCAUUGACAUUGAUUAG